Molecule: messenger RNA, 10711 nt
Organism: Bicyclus anynana (squinting bush brown)
Lineage: Eukaryota; Metazoa; Arthropoda; Insecta; Lepidoptera; Nymphalidae
Gene: Pez
Product: tyrosine-protein phosphatase non-receptor type 21
Exons: 11
Coding region: 1338-4799 (1153 amino acids)
Biological process (GO): protein dephosphorylation
Cellular component (GO): cytoskeleton
Molecular function (GO): protein tyrosine phosphatase activity
Source: RefSeq, a predicted model, not a curated record
AUUUGUCAAUUGUGAUUAGAGAUGGGUAACUCAUUAUUUUUACAUGAGGUUGAGGGAGGACGAGGUGAGGUGCUCGCGAGGACCUCGUGAGGACCCCUCAUUUGAGGCGAGGAGUCGUACGCAAUGCAUCGCGACGCGCCGAACUCGCCGAUGGCCGAUAGUCAGUGGAAUGUCGGAGGCGAGGCGAGGGGCGGACGGGGGCGUCAAUUACUAUAACUUGCGAUAAGGAUUUUUUCGUCUCUCUCCCACACAUCUUUUCUUUCAGUUAUUAUUUUUUGACUGCAAAAAUAAACGAAAUACGAAUCAAUGACACUAGAUUACAAAUCUAAUACUCAUGUUUUUAGGGUUCAUAAUUCAAUAUCAUAGUUAAAGUUUAGAGUUCAUAGUAUUUAUAAAAUAUUUUUUCUAUAUUUUGUUUUGAUUUUGAGUAAUAAUAAUAAUAUUAGUUUACCUAUGUUGAUCUUGGAGGUGCACGUAUUUUUAAUUAAUUCGUCUUUUGUGUUUUCUUGUACUUAUUUGCAUGUUUUAAUAUUGUUGGUGUUGUGGUGGAUAUACUGGUUGCUGGUGUUGGUUUUACCUUUCAUAUUAUAUAUAUAUUCUACAUAUUUGGCGGGAUAAUGGCUCCAACAGUAAAAAAAUCGAAAACUUGGGAGUUUUUUAACCCUUGGGAUUUGGGAGAAUAUAAGGCUAAAUGUACAAUUUGCAUGAAAAUUUUGUCGCACAAGGGUGAAAUGUACUACGCAAUAAAUAAGCAGGUGGUUGUUCAUAAGAUAAAUAGAAAUAUGAACAAUGGCGAUUCACUGUCACUCGCUCACUUAGUGCAUUCAAUCGCUCGACUCAAUACUCACUCGUACUCGCGUCUAUACAUCGCGUAUUAAGUCAAUACUCAAUUUGUCAAUGUCAAUUUUCAAGUGAGGACUGAAGAGUGAAGUGAGGUGGUUCAAUGUUGAAAUUUGAGGAACUCUUUCAUUUUGCAAUCACGAGUACCUCAAACGAGGCGACUCAUGAGUGAGGGACUCAUCUCUAAUUGUGAUGGCCGCAACAUUGUAAAAUUCCAGUAUUUUUUUAUUUAUUGUGUUUACUUGGCAUUUUUUAAUUCUUUCCAUAUAAAUCCAGCCUUAAAGGACUUUAAACGAUUUCUUGAAAUAAACCAAUGUUAUUGACAAAUCGCAACCACAACGUAACUGUAGGAUUGAACAGUGUGAAAUAAAAAUAUGUGGCGCGCGUAACAAGUAACGGACGCAUCGUCGUUUCCCUACAUUCUUGUGCCAUAAAUGUAUUAACGUUACGUUUGUUUCGUGAUGUUAUUGCGAAUCGGGGCCGGGUAGAGUCGGAAGAUGCCUUUCAAGCUCAAGUUGAAGAAGACGAGACAGUACAAUGUGGCAUCGAAGAGUCUCUUCGUCAUCAGCAUCGAGCUGUUGGACGGCGGUGUGGCAGACUGCACCCUGUCGGUCGACAGCACGGGGCAGGAGUGCUUGGACAACGUGUGUCAGAGGCAGGCGAUCAACCAGCCCGAGUUCUUCGGCCUCAGAUACGUGAACAGAAGCCAGCAACCGCGAUGGGUCCAGUUGGACCGCCCGCUGAAACUGCAGCUCGACAAAUUCGCGUCAUCCCACCAACUGUACUUACGCGUCAUGUACUACGUCAUAUCUGGAACUAGUCUUAUCACAGAUGAAGUCACUCGCUACCACUAUUUCUUACAAUUGAAGAACGAUUUAGUGGAAGGGAGGAUAAUAUGUGAUUGCCAACAAGCAGUGGUGUUGGCGUCCUAUAGUCGGCAAGCGGAAUACGGAAAUCAUGAUCGGGAGCGUCAUACAGUGGAAUACCUGAAGAAUUUGUUGAUGUUCCCCAAGCAAAUGCUGGAUGGAGGGCAGAUUAUUGACAGCAGUAGUCUCGCCGAGACGGGGCGGCUGGAGUGGCUGACGGCAGCAGUGAUACAGCAUCACAUGUCACUGCAUAAUAUGCCUCAGGCCCAAGCGGAGGAGGGAUUCAUCACAACGUGCCAGCAGCUGCGCGGCUAUGGACAGGAGAUGUUCGCGGCGCGCGACAAGCGCGACCAGAGCGAGGUCACCAUCGCCAUCUCGCUGACCGGCAUCCGCGUGCUCGGCGACACCAGCGACACGCCGCACUUCUACCGGUGGAUGGACAUCACCAACGUGAUCAACCACAAGCGCACGUUCAGCGUCGAGUGCCAGCAGCAGGGCGAGUCGGCCACGUUCGCGCUGCCGAGCCCCGAGGACGGCAAGUACGUGUGGCGCACGUGCGUGCUGCAGCACACCUUCUACAUGCGCCACCAGGGCGCGCUCAACGCGGCGGCGGACGAGCACCGGCCCAAGUUCCAGCAAGAGCACGGUCUGUCAGAGAGUCGCGAGGAGCUGGACGUGGCCUCCCGCCUGGAGCCGCUGACGGCGGCGCACCGCGCGCACUCCACCUCGUGCCUCGAGCUGGCCGACAGCCGCCCGCAUCCUCGGAACAGAGCGCUGCUACCGUCGUACCGGCCGGCGCCGGACUACGAGACGGCCAUCCAGCACAAGUACCAGCAGCAGCGGGCCGAGGCGCAGCUGCGCUACCAGGCGCACCACGCGCACUCGCAGCUGCUGGCCGGCUCCGCGCCGCCGCUGCUGUACGGCUCGCACCCCGACAUCCACCGCCACUACCCGGACGUCACCCGCCACGCCGUCAGCCAGCAGGCCGCCGACGACUACGCCUACGGCAUCAACUUCGUCGGCAACUACCCCAUGGCCGUCAACCCCAACGUCCAAACCGACCACGCGCUCCACUACGUCAACGUCUACAAACCACCCCCUCCAUACCCGUCCAAUGGCUUAGCUUCAAAUUCGACCCCAGACUUGGCAGUCGCCAGCCAAGCGUUAAACUACCACCGAGGCUACAUCAACUCCCACGUGUCCGGCUCUAGUCCCGAUUUAGUCUCAACCCGAACAGCUUUAAACCGUCAGUACUUGGGUUACGUCAACCCCGCCCACAGUGUAGUCAACUACCAGCGACAGAACAUCCUCCCGGCGACGCACGGCACCUACAACAACCUGAACUCCGUCCUGGAACCCAACCCUCACAUCAUUAUCGACCCCCACCACGUGUCCGACAACAUACAGAAGGUGUAUGACGAAAGAGGGAACAUCAUGUACUCGAUGCCGAUGAGGAGGAUAUCGUACCAGAGGCAUCUUGUGCUUCCGCAAAUCAAACACAACGAAACCCAGGAGCCUAUAUACGAAAAUGUGCCAUUGCCGUGGCAGAACGAAGCGAAAUUGGCGAUACGCGAGCGCGCCCAAAGUCUCACGACCACAGAUGAAAUUUCAAGGUUAAACGAGAGAAACAGCAGCCAUCCAACGAUCAACAAGUACGGCAAUAUGCAGCCGACGCCCGCCAUGCCACAUUACGUGUCCAAAAUCGACAACGACAGUCACUACGUGAACGCGCAAAUAAUCAAGGGCGUGCGAGAGUCCAGUUUGCCUAAAGACUUGAAUGUAUCUGUGAACAAACCAAACGAGAUUAACUUGAGCAUAGAUCGGAUAUCCUUGAAAAACGAAGAGAAGGAUUUCGACGAGACGCCAUACCAAAGUCUGUCGACACACAAAGUGUCGAACAACAACACGAUCAGCAAGUCGGUCGACAACGUGACGUCGAUCAGCAUCGCCGACAUCCUCCCAGACAGCAACACGUCGCAGAGCAGCGCGACGGACAGUGCUCUAUCGAGUUCGCUCGUGAACUCGACUUACAGCACCAGCAUAGAACUAGAAGGAAGCAAGACUAACAUCACGAAAGAGAAGAAGCGCAGAAGAUGGGGUGUGUUCAUGGGGAGGGGUAAUAAAAAUGUGGAGGUGAAAAGUGCUACUUUGGGGCGAGAUCGGGCGAAGGCCGGCCAGCCCGCGAACAAGCACCGCUGGUCGACCGGCCUGCCGAAGUUCCAGCCCCUACCGCCGAGCAUUACCAAAGAAACUUUGUGCCAAUUACUAGAACGCAAGAUGUCGGACGAGCAGCUCGCGUUCGCGUUCGAGCAGAUCCCCAAAGGGCGCGAGCGCGACGCGGAGCACCGGACGGCGCUGCUGCCGCAGUACGCGCCGCUCAACGGCCACAGCGACAGCCUGCCGUACGAGGACAACCGCGUGCGCCUGCACCCCACGCCCGGCAACCCGCACGGGUACAUCAACGCGUCGCACGUCACGAUGACGGUAGGCAGCUCCCAGCGGUUCUACGUGAUCAUGCAGACCAACCAAGUGGAACAUUCUGCGCUGAUGUGGGAGUGCAUCUGGCAAGUGGGGGCGCGAGUGGUGGCCAUGGUGGGCGGGGAGCCGAGACACUUGCCCCCCGUGGACCGCGCCACCGACCUCGGACAGUUCCAAGUGACGUGCGGUCGGUGGUCCAAAGCCGCGUGGGGCGGCUCGGUGCGCGUGCGGCUGCGGCGCGCCGCGCGGUCCCGCAGUCUGUGGCACGUGCACUACAGCGACUGGCCCAGCAGCGCGCACACGCCCAGCGACGUCGCCGGCUUCCAGGAGUUCAUCUCAGAGGUGAACGGGCUGCGGCUGGCGUGCGAGGCGGAGGCGCACGCGGAGAAGUCUCUGGCCCGCAACGCGCCCGUCGUGUUCAGCGGCGCCAGGCCGGGGCCCGCGCUCGCCGCGCACCUCCUGCUGCACGUGGUGGACACCAACCAGGAGCUGGACAUCCCGCGCACCAUCGGCCUGCUGCACCAGCAGCGCGCCAACCUCAUCGAGAACGUGCACCAGUACCGCUUCCUGCACCAGCUGCUGCUGCACUACCUCAAGCAGUCCAGACUCAUCUGAUCGCUCAACCAGUUACAGGUAGAGUUGGUAAGCUUUCUCGUCACCCUCGCCCCGCACACAGCAAUACUGACGUGGGAAGUAGCGAGGGAAGUGAGCAGAGUCGUUGUGUGGCCACGAUACUCGUCCUGCCCAUCGCUCACAAUGGGGUAGUUGACUCAUAUUGAAAUGAAUAUAAACAACAUUAAUUUCGUAUAGUACUUGGAAAAAACUUCGAAAAUAUACCAAUUUUAAUAGAUUACUUUAGAAACUCAAGUCAAAAAUAUUUAAUCUAUUUUUCCAUACACCAAAAACACCGUCGUCCAUUUCGUGACGUCAUAGUAUUAGUAAACACACGUCGAAUUAGAGGAUGUCCGAAUUUUCUCUUUAAAACGAAAUGUAGUUAACAAUACUUAACUGACGUAAUAGACCAUUCAGCAGCGUCUUCGCCCAUUUAAAUCAAAAGUUAAUUUUAAAAUGAAAACAUAAAUAUUGGCUAAUAGUGUCAAAAAGUGUGUGGACAAACAACAUCGCGGCAGCUCGAGGGGCAUUGUGUGACUGGCAUUAAGUUGAGGUUUUUUGCUUUAACUGUUGUUGUAAAUUGAAUAUCUCAAGUUAUUAAGUGUUAGGAGAAAGUGUAGAAAGCAUAUAAUAAUUUAACUUUCUGACGAUUCUUGAGCCCUGGCUUUGCCUGUACCUAUUACUAUAAACAAAGCAAAAUCUCACAGUAAGGUCCCUUGUCCUUACUAAUAUCAGUAAAUCACUGCUACAUUAUUAUGGUCAGCACCGGACGUCCCAUCUCCACCAACGACACCGAUAAGCUGACGAACUUGGAGUUCAUGAAAUCGGAGUUCAUAAAAAUUAGUCUAGCUAUGGCAUACUUUUAUAGCUUGGUAACUUCGUUCGUAACACUCCCGAUGUUGCGCGCGGGCCGGGGGGCGUGUAGCGAUGAAUGAAAAACCCACGACUGAUGCACGUUACUUCCAAGAACGCACGAUUUCACAACUGCGCAGUCUUUCCCCCUGUCGCCCGCACAUCAUGGGAGUAUUAUCAACGAACUUGCUAGACUAUAGUCUAUAUAGUUGUAAGACGAACUGUUGAGUUACUGUUGAUCUACUAUCAAAUUACUAAUGAUUUUUAACAGCUUGCUUAUUUAUUAAAAAAAUUAUUAAAACUUUUAAAAGGGUUUAAUGUGUGCCUAAAAACUUAAUAUAUCCAAGUUGUAAAAAAACUACGAAUGAAAUUCAUUUUAUGGAUGCAACUGCAAAAUGAUCUUGAGAAUAUACUAUAGCGGAAUUUAUAUAUAUAGCUGGCAAGUAAUGUAAUAUUUUGUAUUUUUAAUGUCAAUAUAUUGUUUUAAUGAAUUUAAAAAUAUAUUAAAUGAAAUCUGUUCCCGCCAUUAGGGCUAGUGUGUUUAUUCGUUACAAUGUUUCGUGUUAGUGUUUAAGUGAAUCGUGCCUUAAGUCGAAGACUACUCGAUCUGACCAUAUCACUAACUGAGUGCCUUCUUACUUUAUAAACGCCAUUAUACUUUUUAUUCAAAAUAACUAAUAGUUAUAGGUAAAGAAUAAAGUAAUAAUGCUAGACGCGCAUGACUGAUACUACAUUUCAGAUCAAGAGUUCAUAUUUAGUUAUUUUUUCAAAGACAUCUCUUUAACGUCGGAAGACUAACAAUUUAAAAACAAACAUAUUAAAAAUAGGAAAAAUAAUAGAAAAUUAUUAGUGAAAAGUAAACAAAUUGGCAAAUUGUUAAAAUGUCAUGCGCGUUUUUUGUUAAUUUGCUUGAUUACAAAUCUUAAUCUUCUAAUAAUAGUGUCGUUUUUUUUUCGCUUUAUUGCCCUUAGAGAAGAAUUAGAUUUGUGACAAUCGAAUUUAACACUAAGGGUCCGCACACACGCAAUAAUAUUGUCAAUAUUAUUGACAAUAGUAGGGUCAGGUAAUCAAGUUGCCCCUAAGUAAAUAAUACUGUCAUAUAACCAGAGUACGACUUAUUAACCUUACCCUACAUAUUGUCAAAAAUAUUGACAAUAUUUAGAACAUGUGCGAGCACUGUUAUAUUGGAUGUAGAUGUGUGAAACAAGUUGUAUUAUUCAGUAUUCAUAAAUUGUGUCAAAAUAAGUAUUUAAAUAUUUAUUUAUUAUAUUUGACUGUUAAUAUCUCAGUAUAAUAAAAUUAUGUAAAACGAUAAGUAUUUUCUGAUUAAGUUUAUAACUUUCUUAAAAGGUGUGUCUACACUGGAUUAUAUCACUAAUAUGUGAUUAUUUGUUAACAUUUCGUUGACAUUCUAAAGGUCUGUCAGUUUACAGUGCAUAUAUUUAAGUUUGGCUGUAUAUGAUAUUAAAAUCUCUGUAAACAAAACAAUAUAGUCAAAGCUAAUUUGCUUUUAACGUGUCUUCUAAACUUAACAACAGACGUAAAUCUUAACAUAAAUGCUUACAUUUCAAGCAGAAUAUUUUUUGUACCGUGAUUAAUUAUUAUUAACGCGUUUGGUGCGUGGCUGUAACUAACGUUAAUUGCAUAUACAUACGAGUAGAGGUCCGUUUAUAUUCUACAGACAUUUAGCGUGCCAGACACGUGCCGUGGCAGACAAAAUGAUAUUCUUCUGUACAGUGUUUAUUAACGUAUUUAUAUCUAACGUAACGCGUUGACCGAGACGGGCCGCGACCGGCCAGUAUUCGCGGAAAGAUUAUUUUAUUUUGUCUGUGCGGUUCAUGUCUGUAGAAUCCUUUUCAUGAAACCUGAACUAAAAUUGACAGCGCCUUACACAAAUGACAACAAGACCGCCAUUACCAAAUGACAAUGAGCGCCAUUAAGACAUUGGCGCCGCGUCUGGGGACUUCUAUCAUGAAAAGGACUUUAAGUGUCUUUUUUUUUAAUAAUAAAUAUACUUAAACAAUACACAUCACUAUCUAGCCCCAAAGUAAGCAUACAGAGUAGCUUGUGUUAUGGGUACUAAGAUAGUUGAUAUUGUAAUAUUCAUAUACACUUAUAUACUACAUAUAAAUACUUAUAUAAUAUAUAAAUACACACAGACACUGGAAAAAAACCCAUGCUCAUCACACAAAUAUUUUCCAGUUGUGGGAAUCGAACCCACGGCCGUGGAUGCAGAAAGCAGGGUCACUACCCACUGCGCCACGCGGCCGUCACGUGUCUGUAGCUACCUGCUGGGCAGUGUGAAUAGUCGGUGUCUGUGGGUGUCUGCCACGCUACUUGUCUGUGACGCACUGUGUCUGUAGAUCUGGACCUUAUUCGUUGCGCGCCAUAUUAUAAAACAAAACGCAUUACAUGUCAUAGUACAGUGUAGACUCACCUCUAGGUGCAGUGAUGUGUUCAUACUAUAUUUAUCGAUGUAUUUGUUAUCUAGUCCAAAGGCAGCUCCAUAGUUUUGUAUUAUUAUUAAGUUGAAAUGUUGCGCAAAAUUAGUUAUUAAUGAUUUUAUAUUACUUUUUUUAUUAAUGUUUAUUACACGAUUUUUUUUUUACACAACUGACUAACAUAUUAAAAAUGUAACAUAGAAAGGAAUAGCCAUGUAUACAAAGUGGUGAAACGAUUACGACCUUAAUUUCAACCACAUAUGGGGUAUCGUGUAAGUAGUCUGUACGCCAAUUUUUAUUAAUUUCUAUGCAGCGGUUUAGCCACAGGAUAAGUUUUUCACUUAAACAAUUUUUGAACACGCUGUAAAUGUAUUACAAAUACCUCACGAAAAUUCACUAGGUCAUUCACCUUGAUAAACCAAAAUAACAAUUUAAAAUGUGCGUUUUAAAAAAUAUUGGUAACUUACAAAAAACAAAAAUCCUAUUGAAAUUUAGACCUAAUGCACAUAAGAAUAAAAAUUCUUAUUAUCUUUACCAUACUUACCUACAAUAAUUAUUCGGCACCACAAAUUUUGUACCUAUUUUUAAUGUAAACAAACGAAAAUUGCGACGUUGUCAAUUGGGCACUAAUAGUCCAGGAUCCGGGGAACAUUUUUACAGUUGAUCACUACCAAGUUAAUUUUAUGUGAGUAGCUUUGUCUUGAUGAGGCAUAAAUAACAUUGAAUUUGUAGGACAAUAUGGCUGAAAAGUUGUAUAAAUUAAUAGUUAUACAACUUAUCACCCAUAUUGUCUUACAAAUAGCGUGGUCAGUUAUUUCGUUCCUAUGCUCAGACAUUUUUGUUAUCUAGUAACUCUGUUAGCUACCAAAAUAAAUAAUUUUCGAAAAUUUACAAGUUGGGCGCCUCAUCAAGACGAAGCUACUCACGGAAAAUUAACUUGACAGUCAUCAACUGUUAAAAUAUUCACCGGAUCCUGGCCUAUAAGGGCUUUCAUUCAAUAUCAUAUGUUUUUAGCUAACUGUAGGUGUUUGGAAGAUUUACUAAGUGGGAAUAGGAUAGAAAUACAUUUAGUGUUUUUGCUAGAUUUGGUUCCCGGCGCGGGCGGCGUCUUUUGAAUAGUGACUCAGUGAGUGAUAGCCAGUUGCUACCCUUGCGCAUUGUUUUAUACAAAUCAAACAUUUCUUGUGAUUUGUGUAGUUUUUUUUAUUGUGAAGUGUGUUUUGGUAUUGAAACAUAAUGCCACGUUUCGGUGAUACUGCUACUGAGUAUUAUACCGAUAUCUCGCGACGUUGUAACAUGUGUAUUUUAAUCAAUGGUGGACAUUUCCAGCAUUUAAAAAUUCAAGCUAAGUACUGUAAAUACGUACGAGUACCUACCUAUACCUAUCAUGUUUAAAAUGUGUGAGUUUUGAUGAGUAACAUUUAACAACAAUAUCUACUCGUCUCGUGCGGCGUACAAAAUACAAAUUAAUUAAAUUUUGGCGCUCCCGCCCGCCGGCGCGGCGUGAUUAUUCUUAUGUAGAUAAGUACGUACAAGUGCAUGAAAGAACUUUACGCACUACAAACGGACCGCCUAAUAACCAAAAACUAGGAGACGCGAUGUUGCCGCUUUUACCUAUAGGUCACUUGAGGUUAGUUUUAUAUUAUUAUAAAGGAUGUUGUGAAUUUUUUAGAUUAUUUCCGAAUUUAUUUUGUUUGAAAAUUUAGUUUUUUUAUUUAUUAUACAAUAAUUAAUUUAAUCACCUAAUCGUAUUUUGAUUGACUGUUAGCGAUUGUGUAUUAAUUUAAGGUCGUAUUCCUGGCACCACUUUGUAUAGGGAAAUACCCACACAAUAUAUAUUCAAGUUUAGUUAUAUCUCACGAAGAUAGUUCAGUUUUAAUUACAAACGUAUGAUCGUAUUUAACUAAAUUUUGAUCGACGUAAUGUGACGUAACGAUUUUACGCACAAUUAGCAGACGCUGCGGUUCUGCCCGCGUGGUUCCCGUUCCCGUAAGAAUACGGUAAUAAAUUAUAGCCUAUAGCACCCGGAGAUAGUGUAACUUCCCAACAGUGAAAGAAUUUUAUAAAUCGAUUUAGUAGUUUAAGAGCUUAUUCAAUGCAAACAAACAUACAAUCAAAUCUUUCCUUUUUAUAAUAUUAAUAGAGAUGUAUGUACGCUUAAUUAUUCAAAAACGUGAAUCUUCGUGAGAUAAGCAGCCCAUAUACUCGACGUUGUCAAUAUGUAGCAAGGUAGGGUCAGAUGCUACUUUAGCUGCCCUUCCUUACUUAUUGUCGAUAAUAUUGAUAAUAUUAUUGAAUGUGGGGAGCACCUAUAGGGUGACCCAUACGUGCUCCCCACAUUCAAUAACAUUGAGUGACGUCAGUGUAAUUCGAACCAUGGUUUAUUCCGUGUUUCAUAGUUCUGAUGGAAUUUUGAAUGAAAACUGUGACUUCCAAUCUGUCAAAAUAAAAUCACUCAUUAAAUAAUAACAGCCUAUAUAAUUUUGUAAAAUACAAGAUUUAUGUAUGGAAUGGAUGUAAUAUAUUAUUAUGUAUUGUUUUCUAUUAAUCUGAUGAUGUAAUAUGAUUUUUUUUAUACCUGCGUUUUUAAUGAAUGAGAGUAAUAAAAUAUUAAUUAAUAAU